AGAAUUCCAUAACUGCCGUGUCAGUCUCUCUUUCUAUUUUUCUCUUUAUUUCUUGACAAAUUCUCGUCUUACUUCUCCCUAAGUUUGGUAUACAAUGAUGGCUGACGGUCAUGAUAAUGAUAAGAAUAUCGAGAUAUGGAAGAUUAAGAAACUUAUAAAGGCACUUGAAGCUGCUCGAGGCAAUGGUACCAGCAUGAUUUCUCUAAUCAUGCCUCCACGGGAUCAAGUAUCUAGGGUAACUAAGAUGCUUGGAGAUGAGUUCGGAACUGCAUCGAACAUUAAAAGUAGAGUUAAUCGUCAAUCUGUGUUGGGUGCAAUCACAUCUGCUCAGCAGAGACUUAAACUCUAUAACAAGGUUCCACCAAAUGGGCUUGUGCUUUACACUGGAACGAUUAUGACCGAAGAUGGGAAAGAGAAGAAGGUCACAAUUGAUUUUGAGCCCUUCAGGCCCAUUAACGCAUCUCUAUAUCUUUGUGAUAACAAGUUCCACACAGAAGCCAUGAAUGAACUUUUGGAAUCUGAUGACAAGUUUGGAUUUAUUAUAAUGGAUGGAAAUGGGACACUUUUCGGGACAUUGAGUGGCAAUACCAGGGAGAUUCUUCACAAGUUUAGUGUUGAUCUGCCCAAAAAGCACGGAAGAGGAGGACAGUCAGCACUGCGUUUUGCUCGUCUUCGGAUGGAGAAACGACACAACUAUGUGAGGAAAACGGCGGAGCUUGCAACCCAAUUUUAUAUUAAUACUGCCACCAGUCAGCCCAAUGUUUCAGGCCUGAUACUAGCUGGAUCAGCUGACUUUAAGACUGAGCUUAGCCAGUCUGAUAUGUUUGAUCCUCGUCUUCAGGCAAAAAUAUUGAAUGUGGUCGAUGUUUCUUAUGGAGGAGAAAAUGGUUUCAAUCAAGCAAUUGAGUUGUCUGCUGAGAUCUUGGCCAAUGUGAAAUUUAUACAAGAGAAGAAAUUGAUAGGCAAGUAUUUUGAGGAGAUUAGUCAGGACACUGGGAAGUAUGUUUUUGGGGUUGAUGACACAUUGAAAGUUCUGGAAAUGGGUGCUAUUGAGACCCUUAUUGUGUGGGAAAAUCUGGACAUGACUAGGUAUGUGCUGAAAAAUAACACUUCUGGAGAAACAGUCAUCAAACACUUGAAUAAGGAGCAAGACACUGUCCAAAGUAACUUCCGUGACCCUGCUACGAAUGCAGAAUUAGAAAUUCAGGAUAAAUUGCCACUGCUUGAGUGGUUUGCGAAUGGGUACAGGAGGUUUGGUUGUAGUCUGGAGUUUGUUACCAAUAAAUCACAAGAAGGAUCUCAGUUUUGCCGUGGUUUUGGUGGCAUUGGAGGGAUUCUCCGUUACCAGCUUGAUGUUCGAGCUUUUGAUGACCUUUCUGACGAAGGUGAAUUUUAUGAAGAUUCUGAAUAGCAAUUAAGCAACUUCACAAAUGCCAGUGCAGGAGUGGAGCAGAAAGCCUGCACUGGUGCGCAAGGGCUCUCGCGUGGCCCAGCUGCUCUUGUGCUUAGUGAAAAAUUACAGGGAGCUCUUCAGGUCAGUUGGCAGAGACGUCGUCUUGUUCUCGAAUGUGAAGUUAUGAUCAAAUUAGCAAUGGAUAACCUGGAUGAAGAAAUGGAGUCGCGAGUAAAUUCUUCGCAUCUGUCUGAGCAAUGGGAAGGUUGUUUUCAUCUCACAAGUGCUACUGCAGGAGAGGAGCAGGGAGCCUGCGCUGGUGUGUGAGGGCUUGCGCCUGAUUUGGCCGCUCAUGUUCUUAGUGACAAAUUCCUGGAAGCUGUUCAGAUGGAUGGCCUGCAUAAAGAAAUGAAGUUGCCAGUAAUUUCUUUGAGUUUGUCUGAGCAAUAUGAAGGUGACUUUCAUCUCAUAAAUGCCGGUGCAAGAGUCAAGCAAGAAACUUGCACUGGUGUGCGAGGGUUCGCCGUUGACUUGGCCGCUCGUGUGCUUUGCAACAAGUUAUCGGGAGCUCUUCAGAUGGAUGACGAAAUGAAGUUGCUAAUGAUAUCAUGUUUGUCCGACCAAUCUGAAAGGGGUCGCGUUCAUCUCUGAAGUGGCUUGUCUGCUGAAAGAACUGAGAAGAAGAUCCAUGUGGCAGUGUAGCAGCUAUGAAAGAACUUAAUCUGUUCAGUUGGAGUUGAUAGGGAGUUACCUGCUAUACGCUCCUUAGAAGAGUGAAAUGCCUAAGUACUAUCAUAUUAUCUAUAAUUAUUAUCAUAUUAUCUUAUAUGCAGUAUGGUUUUGCUGAAGUCAGCUGUAUAUAAUCCCAGUGACUAUUUCAUGUUGUGAGAUCUUUAUGACUGGUAUGUCGUGUGAUAGACCUAUUUCGGUACUAUGAAUAAAUACUAUGAUAUUAUCUAUGAAGUUGGGAGUUUUUACUGA
This is a messenger RNA of Nicotiana attenuata, 2374 nucleotides long. RefSeq names its product eukaryotic peptide chain release factor subunit 1-3-like. Bases 95 to 1411 code for a protein of 438 amino acids. The record is from RefSeq and is a predicted model, not a curated record. NCBI's taxonomy places the organism in Eukaryota, Viridiplantae, Streptophyta, Magnoliopsida, Solanales, Solanaceae. Gene Ontology annotation, biological process: cytoplasmic translational termination. Gene Ontology annotation, cellular component: cytosol; translation release factor complex. Gene Ontology annotation, molecular function: translation release factor activity, codon specific; sequence-specific mRNA binding. The transcript has 5 exons.